UUAUAUAUUCAUUAUUCUCAAAUUUCGAGUCAGCACAGUUCGCUCAAAAUCAAACUUUCUUCCACUUUUACAGUUCUAUCACACACACACACAGAUUCAAUCCAAGUCCAAUUCUGUGUGCGCCAAAUCCAUCUGGCCAUCCACUUCUCCUACUAAUCUGCCUUUCCCUUUUUCAAUCUUCAAGAUUUUUCUUUUCUUUUAUAUAAUCCGAUGCAGAAAUACGCUCGUGUUACCGCUUCACUGAUCACCGAUCUUCUUCGCCGUCGCUCCCGUCAAUCCUCUCGCCUUUUGUCCUCUACCCAUAUUCUCGAUCACCCCUCUUCUUCUUCUUCUUCCUCACUCAUGUCUUCUUCUUCCACUCACCCGCUUUCUGUCGCCACCAUUAACGAUAAGGUGCUUAAAUGUGAGUAUGCUGUCAGAGGUGAAAUCGUCACUCUCGCACAGAAAUUACAAGAAGAGUUAUCGGCAAAGCCCGGUUUACAUCCUUUUGAUGAGAUACUCUACUGCAACAUUGGAAACCCUCAGUCCCUUGGUCAGCAGCCAAUAACUUUCUUCCGUGAGGUCCUUGCAUUGUGCGAUCAUCCUGCCAUUUUGGACAGAAGUGAAACACAGGGUUUGUUCAGUACUGAUGCCAUUGCAAGAGCCUGGCAAAUUCUAGACCAAAUACCUGGAAGAGCAACUGGUGCAUAUAGUCACAGUCAGGGUAUCAAGGGUUUGCGUGAUACAAUUGCUGCUGGAAUUGAAGAGCGUGAUGGAUAUCCUGCUGAUCCCAAUGAUAUUUUCCUAACAGAUGGUGCAAGCCCAGCGGUCCACAUGAUGAUGCAAUUGCUUAUAAGAUCGGAAGGGGAUGGAAUUCUUUGUCCAAUUCCUCAGUACCCUUUGUACUCUGCUUCAAUAGCUCUCCAUGGUGGCACCCUGGUCCCAUACUAUCUUGAUGAAGCCACUGGGUGGGGACUGGAAACUUCUGAGCUUAAGAAGCAACUGGAGGCUGCCAAGUCCAAGGGUAUAAAUGUUAGGGCACUGGUGGUAAUAAAUCCUGGGAAUCCCACAGGACAGGUUCUUGCUGAGGAUAAUCAGCGGCAGAUUGUGGAAUUCUGCAAACAAGAGGGACUUGUUCUUCUUGCGGAUGAGGUAUAUCAGGAAAACAUUUAUGUUCCCGAUAAAAAGUUUCACUCUUUUAAGAAGAUUUCCCGGUCUAUGGGUUAUGGCAAUGAGGAUAUCGCAUUGGUGUCAUUUCAGUCGGUCUCUAAAGGUUACUAUGGUGAGUGUGGAAAAAGAGGUGGAUACAUGGAGGUUACUGGUUUCAGUCCUGAGAUAAGGGAACAAAUAUAUAAAGUGGCAUCGGUGAAUCUGUGUUCUAACAUUUCCGGCCAGAUUCUAGCCAGCCUUGUAAUGAAUCCCCCAAAGGUUGGAGAUGAAUCUUUUGAAUCAUAUAGCGCAGAGAAGGAUGGAAUACUAUCUUCGCUGGCAAGACGUGCAAAGGCACUGGAAGAUGCUCUGAACAGUCUAGAAGGUGUCAAGUGCAACAAAGCUGAAGGAGCGAUGUAUCUCUUUCCUCGUAUUUACCUGCCCGCGAAGGCAAUCAAAGCAGCUGAAGCUGUCAAUACAUCUCCUGAUACUUUCUAUUGCCGUCGCCUCCUUAAUGCUACUGGAAUUGUCGUUGUGCCAGGUUCUGGUUUUGGUCAGGUUCCGGGUACAUGGCAUUUUAGAUGCACCAUACUACCUCAAGAGGACAAGAUUCCAGCUAUUGUUUCACGUUUGACAGAGUUCCACAAACAAUUCAUGGAAGAGUUCCGCGACUGAGUACCUGCUGCAGAACCCAUUUUUUAAAUUAUGAGCUCUAUUUUUUGGAUGAUCAUGAUUUUCCAUUAUGAACUUCACUUCCCAAUUUCUCUCUAAAUUAAAUAAUAGUGUUAGACUGGUAAUUAUUUUUUUUGCUACCUCAAAAGUUGAAAUAUAGGGAAUGAAGGCCAAUCAAAUAUUGCUAAGAACUCAAAGAAAGUGACUUCCUAUUCCUCCUUCUCUUGUUCUUUCAAGAAACAACAAUAAUAUAAAUGAAAAAAAAAUGUUACAAGUA
Messenger RNA from Cucumis melo (muskmelon), 2077 nucleotides. Its product is annotated as alanine aminotransferase 2-like. Gene Ontology annotation, molecular function: L-alanine:2-oxoglutarate transaminase activity; pyridoxal phosphate binding. Bases 211 to 1803 code for a protein of 530 amino acids. Gene Ontology annotation, biological process: biosynthetic process. NCBI's taxonomy places the organism in Eukaryota, Viridiplantae, Streptophyta, Magnoliopsida, Cucurbitales, Cucurbitaceae. The transcript has 15 exons. The record is from RefSeq and is a predicted model, not a curated record.